GUUUACAGGAGGAGGACUCAUAUUUCGGUUGCACGCUGUCUGUAAUCACCCUUAAUACGUCCAUGGUAAUCCUCCGUCGGGGGAGUUUUCGCUACCUUGUUGACCAGUUUUGGCGUGAGUUUUGGUCAUGUUUCGGAAUGUUUUCGGUAGAUUGUUAACGGAACCGAUCCGUGUGCACCGCUAUUUGAAGAAUGCACCUUUAAUACAGAGGGCAACAGCCGACUCUGUCCCGGCCAGGAGCUUCUCGGACGUGAAGGACGAAGUGCAGCAGCAGCCUUUUGACACCUCCCUGCUUGAGUUCCUGGUGUGUCCGCUGUCCAAGAAGCCGCUGAGAUACGAGGCUGAGACCAGCGAGCUCAUCAACGAGGAGCUGGGCAUCGCCUAUCCCGUAGUUAACGGCAUCCCCAACAUGAUCCCCCAGGAAGCCAGACUCCUGCAGAAAGACGCAGACGCCUCAACCUCGCCAACACAGGAGUAAAAACUCGGGUCACCACCUUCGGCUCGCCACCCAAGCAAC
Molecule: messenger RNA, 517 nt
Organism: Perca fluviatilis (European perch)
Lineage: Eukaryota; Metazoa; Chordata; Actinopteri; Perciformes; Percidae
Product: protein preY, mitochondrial-like
Exons: 1
Coding region: 128-478 (116 amino acids)
Source: RefSeq, a predicted model, not a curated record